Messenger RNA from Purpureocillium takamizusanense, 1283 nucleotides. RefSeq lists its product as uncharacterized. The record is from RefSeq and is a predicted model, not a curated record. Lineage: Eukaryota; Fungi; Ascomycota; Sordariomycetes; Hypocreales; Ophiocordycipitaceae. The coding region runs from base 79 to 1086 and encodes 335 amino acids. The transcript is spliced from 4 exons.
CUCUAGCCCAGCCUGCAGACCACAUCCGGCCGGACAUCAGAUACGACUACGACAGGGCGCGCCCAUUAUUUGCCCAUCAUGACUUACACCUCGGUUUCUUUGGCCAUUGCCGGCCUCAUCCUAAGCCCCUUGACCAUGGCGCAGCUCUUCACGGUCAACUGCGAGCCUCUGACCAUCCAGAGAGGCGACCCCAUCGUGGACCCAGGGGUGCUAUCCAGCCACGUCCACGCAGUUGUAGGAGGCACCGCCUUUGCGCUCUCCCAGUCCAACGAGGCCGCCAAGGCAGCCAGGGCGACCACGUGUGACAAGAUACUGGACAACAGCAACUACUGGCAGCCGCAACUCUACCACCAGCGCCGUGAUGGCAAGUUUGAGAUUGUCAACUUCCAGGGCGCCGCCGCGUACUACAUCUCCCGGGCUUGCGACUACGCGCCUGGCCGCCGCAACUGCAACGGCAGCCCUGCUCCCAAAGCCCCUCCUGCAGGUCUGCGCAUGGUGGUUGGUGAACCGUCGCUGAGAACGUACAACCACUCGAACCCUGCGCAGCGAGCCAUCUCGCACGUUUGCCUGGGAAGAGGUACCUCCAAGGAGACCCCAAACUUUCCAUCGGGGCAAUGUGAGCGCAUGCGAGCCGAGACAUUCUUCCCUUCCUGCUGGGAUGGCAAGAACCUUGACAGUUCAAACCACAGGAAACAUAUGGCGUUCCCGGUCAUUGGAGACUUCAACACCGGUGUGUGCCCGCAAUCGCACCCCGUCGCCAUCUUUUCCGUCUUCUUCGAAUUCUUCUACGACACCGGUGCGAUCAAGAACUUCAACCGCUUGGUCUGGGCCAACGGCGACCCCACCGGAUACGGGCUUCACGGUGACUACCUCAACGGCUGGAAGGACCAAGACAGGCUGGGCCGUGCCAUGGACACCUGCACCGGACCGGGAGGGGUCAAUGCUCCGGGGUGCAGCCUGAACGUUGGCCCCAACGGACCGGGCCACUCCAGCAGACAGGCUCUGCAGACGCCGCCCCCGACGGAGGACGUCGGCUUGAAGGCGCCCAUCGACAAGCUGCCCGGCAACAACCCCGUUACUCAGUAGCCGGGCUACGUGCGAUGCGCUCUCAAGGAUGUAGUGACUACACAGAUUGGAUGGAAGCGGGUGACUGAACGGUCCCCGGAGAUCAUAUCAUGAGAGAGCCAUUGCCUGACAUGUAUUUGAUGGGUUCCACUCAUUACUUUGCUGUUCUUGUACAUAUUCCAGACUUGUGUCUAUCGUAAAUGCCACCGCUACUGUCG